AUGGCCCCAAAGUGGAAAAAGAAAAGGGUAGUGGAGGACGCAUAUGAAGUGUUCGAUGAAUUACCUUUGAAAGAUGUGAUGCUUUGGAAUAGAAUGAUCAAUUGGUUUUCCGAGAUUGGGCAGUUGAGGAGGCUUUGCUGGGUUGCUGGAGAAGAUGCGUUGGAAAUUUCUUGGAUGUCUUUUGUCAUGUGCACCCUUGUUAAUAUAAAAUUUAACGGAUAUGGCGCAACGCUUGCCACAGCAGAAGCCAGCACAAGUACAUUUCAGUCCAUCAAAGACGGCGAGACCAUAGUUUCAACCGAUGGAACCUUUGAGCUCGGAUUCUUCACUCCUGCAGGCGCUUCUGGUAAUCGAUACAUAGGCAUAUGGUACAAGAAGAUAUCGGUUACAACGGUUGUGUGGGUUGCCAACAGAGAAACACCCCUCACUGAUUCAUCAGGUAUUCUCAGAAUCACUGACCCUGGAAUUCUUGUCCUUGUCAACCAGAACAACACCACAGUUUGGUCCUCCAACACAUCAACAACCGCACCAAAUGCAGUGGCACAGCUUUUGGAUUCAGGAAACCUUGUUGUGAAAGAUGGCAGUGACAAAGUUGAUGCAGAGGAUGAGAAGUACUUGUGGCAGAGUUUUGACUACCCGGGUGAUACAUUGCUAGCAGGUAUGAAGCUUGGUAGGAACACAGUUACAGGCUUCAAUUGGCAUCUUACAUCAUGGAGAAGUCCCUCUGAUCCUUCUCAAGGCAACUUCACAUUUCAACAUGGUCCCAGGGGAUAUGCAGAACAAGUUCUGAGGGAGGGUUCAGACAUAACAUUUCGGACUGGACCAUGGAAUGGAAUCCGGUUCAGUGGAACGCCUCAUUUAGGUCCAAACUAUGUUUACACAUAUCAGCUAGUUUUUGAUGAUCAUGAUCAUGAAGAAUACUAUAGCUAUAAGCUUCUCAACAGCUCAGUUCUUUCCAGGCUGGUGUUAACUCAAGAUGGGCUUCUGCAGCGCUACACAUGGAUCGAUAGAACCCAAAGUUGGUUUCUUUACUUAACAGCACAGAUGGAUAACUGUGACAAUUAUGCACUUUGUGGUGCAUAUGGUGCUUGCAAUAUUGAGAACUCCCCAGUAUGCGGCUGCUUGAAAGGUUUUGUGCCAAAAUUUCCAAAAGAUUGGGACACAAUGGAUUGGUCAAAUGGGUGUGUGAGAAAGACUCCACUAGCUUGCAAUGGCGACAAGUUUCUGAAGUACUCUGGGGUCAAAUUUCCAAACACAGAACAAUCCUGGUUUAACAAAAGUAUGAACCUCAAGGAAUGCGAGAUGGAGUGCACCAGAAACUGUUCCUGCACAGCUUAUUCAAAUUUGUAUAUUAGCGAAGGAGGAACUGGGUGCUUGAUGUGGUUUGGCGAUCUGAUUGAUAUGAGAAAUCUCACUGAAAAUGGACAAGAUAUUUACAUAAGGAUGGCAGCAUCAGAACAAGAUCCUGAAGACUAUACAAAGAUCAAUGGUAAACUUGCUAAUUUCAAUGUGAAGAAAAGGAGGAUCAUAUUAAGCUGUAUCGUGCCAUCUACUGGACUGCUGAUCCUGGGCCUAGCCUUCUGUCUAUACAUUUUCCAGAAGAAACAUAAAAAAGAUGGAAAACUGACGCACAGCAAGAAGGAAGAUCUUGAAUUACCAUUGUUUGACUUGGCUACUAUUGUCUCUGCAACCAGCAACUUUUCAAACGACAAUAAGCUUGGAGAAGGUGGUUUUGGAUGCGUCUUUAAGGGUAUGUUGAGAAAUGGGCAAGAAAUAGCUGUCAAAAGGCUCUCAAAACAUUCUUCACAAGGAGUAAAUGAGUUCAAAAAUGAGGUUACGCAUAUUGCCAAACUCCAGCACAGGAAUCUAGUGAAGCUCCUUGGAUGUUGCAUUCAAGCCGAUGAAAUGAUGCUCAUCUACGAAUGCAUGCCUAACAAAAGCUUGGACUUCUUUAUUUUUGAUCAAAGAAAAAGCAUGCUACUAGAUUGGCCUAAGCGCUUUGACAUCAUCAAUGGUAUUGCUCGGGGGCUCCUCUAUCUUCAUCAAGAUUCUAGACUGAGAGUAAUUCAUAGAGAUCUCAAAGCAGGCAAUAUUUUAUUAGACAAUGAAUUUAACCCCAAGAUCUCAGACUUUGGUCUAGCUAGAAGUUUUGGAGGAAAUGAAACUGUAGCAGAAACGAUGAGAGUGGUUGGAACCUAUGGUUACAUGUCCCCAGAAUAUGCAAGUGACGGGUUCUACUCUACCAAAUCUGAUGUUUUUAGCUUUGGUGUUUCGGUGUUGGAGAUAAUAAGUGGGAAGAGAAACAGAGGAUUCUCUCAUCCAGACCACGACCUCAACCUUCUUGGACAUGCAUGGAAUCUAUACACAGAAGGCAGGUCCAUAGAAUUGCUUGAUACAUCAGUAGGGGACUCCACUAAUCCAUCCGAGGAAGUUCUGCGCUCGAUUCAUGUGGGUCUUUUAUGUGUGCAGAAAGAUCCAGAAGAUAGGCCAAGCAUGUCAGAUGUUGUUCGAAUGUUGAGUGGUGAAGGUGCAUUGUCUCAACCUGAAAAACCUGGGUUUUAUAGUAAAAGUAGUGAUAGGUCUGAAAACCAAGUCAAUCAUUUAUCUAGAGCAUGCUCGGCUAAUGAAGUUAGUUUUACGCUACUUGAUGCUAGAUGA
Messenger RNA from Rosa chinensis, 2658 nucleotides. Its product is annotated as G-type lectin S-receptor-like serine/threonine-protein kinase At4g27290. Gene Ontology annotation, molecular function: protein serine/threonine kinase activity; ATP binding. The record is from RefSeq and is a predicted model, not a curated record. The transcript has 9 exons. NCBI's taxonomy places the organism in Eukaryota, Viridiplantae, Streptophyta, Magnoliopsida, Rosales, Rosaceae. Gene Ontology annotation, biological process: protein phosphorylation; recognition of pollen. The coding region runs from base 1 to 2658 and encodes 885 amino acids.